CAACCUUAUUAGGUAUUAAGAGAUAGUCCUGGUUCAACAGUAAAAUGGCAUCAAGCAAGCAAGCAAGAAUGUUCCCUAUUAUUUUAGAUAUUAGCAAAUUAAAUGAGAUUAUAGAGAUUUUAAAGCAAUACAGGUUUCCUGAGGCAAAAUGGUUUGAAUUUGGAUUGAAUCUUGGUCUAAUUCAUCCUACACUGGAAGCUAUUGAUGCUAAUCAUAGAGGAAAUACUUCACGUUGUCUCAUGGAGUGUUUAUCCAAGUGGCUGAGUAAAGCACAUCACCCUACUUGGCAGACAUUGGCUAGUGCUCUUAGAAAAAUAGAACAAAAAACAGUGGCUGAAAAUAUUGAGAAAAUAAUGGUUGAUCCUGCUAGCCAGUUACUACAGUAUUACAGUAGUAGAAUAUCUGGAGCAACACUCUCUGAAGAAUCAGUUGAUCUGUUACAUACAGAAGGACUGAUAUCUGAAGAGACAUUGAGGGAAGUGAAGAGUUGUGGAUACACACUAACAGAUGAUGCAAUGAGAGAAGUAUACACAGCAGUAGCUUAUGAUCAUAACAAAUUGAAAUCAUUUGCUAGCAUAUUAUUAAGAUCAACAGGCACUGUUAGUAUAGCCAUUGACUUAAUGAGAGACUGUGAGGACAUUUUUGAUGCAGAAAAUUCCACCAGUGGUUGUGAUACACACAAUGAAUCAAGUAUUGUUGCACCAAUUUCAGUUGAGGAAUCAAGUGUUAAAGUUACAAGUAAGCCAGCUACAGAAUUUGAGUUUCAAAUUUCAGAGCAUUAUAAUUUUGAUGAAAUGAGAGGAAAAUUUGGAACUUUCUAUUUCAAAGUUACUCGACUGGUAUCUCACACCAUCAGAGUUAACCAACUUGAAGAUUUCAUAGAAUUUGUUGAUGAUUGCUUUCCUGAGCUAGGUCCUAAUCUAACCUCUGUUGCUACAGUGAAAGAUGUCAUGAAAGUUGUUAGAACAAAAUGCAAUGUCAUCAAUAUUGCACCAGCAAAGGAAGUAGUCAGUUUCUACAGCAUAACAGAAGCUAAGCCAUUGAUAUCUGAUUAUAGUGCAACACUUGAUGAGUUUUGUCACAAACUUAAGCUUCAAUUCUUGCUCAAUAAUAAGCUUUCAAUAAGUGAUUUUCUUGUUUGUGAAACAAUUGAAUUUGUUCUAGACUGGGAUCCUGCUGAGCACUUAUUGAAUGAUAUUCGUCGUUUGAUGGAGAAAGCAUUUCAAGGAUUGAGCAGAAGGAUCAUAGUCAAAAGCAUGCAUAAAGGGAACUCCAUCAUUAUCAUUUGUGGUGCUCCUACUCAUCUAAUGAAUGCUUUGCAAUUGAGGGCUCGUGAUAAUCUUACUGUGCUGCAAGAAGAAUUUGCUUUGAUGCGAUUGAAAAUUGGAUACUGUACUGUUUAUGAUAGAACCGUCAGAAACAAAGAACUAAAGUCUGCUGCAGAGGGAAUUAAAAUGUGUGAAGGAGAAUUAGAGAAGCUGAAUCUAUACCACAAUGACAAAAAAGGUCUCCUUGAUGAUCAAGCAUCACAAUUUAUACCUUUAAAACAGAAACAAGAAUUCAUCAAUACAACUAUGCAGACAGCAGGUUUUAAAAUCAAAAAAAUUGAAAGAGAAAAGGCUGCAAACACAAAAAGGCGAAUGUUAUUAAGAGAAACUGAACAUUUACAAUCUACUCUAAGGAUCAGAAUAAGUCGAAAGGAAGUACUACAAGACAAUGAAAAAGAAAUUGGGGAACUACAGGAAAGUAUUUCAUCUAUUAGUAUAAAAUUGUUAGAAAUGCAAACUUCAAAUUCUUUUAAUAAGAAAAAAUCAGCACACAACAUCGCUCAAUCCACACAAACAGUGCUUUCAUCCAAUGGAUCUAUCUGUGAAGCUCAAGAUGAUUAUAAUGACAUUAUUUCAUUCAAAAAGGGUGAACUACUUCAGUUAAGUACAAAUGGACAUGAGGUACAAUCACUGGAGACUGGACAGAAGAGUGCUGUUCCAAUGAAAUACAUUGGAUACUCAAGAGUAGAAUUACUUUACUUGUUUCAGUUUGCAGUGACAAAGGAAGGAUUAUCACUUCUACCUACUCUCCUUGAUGAUGAUAAAAAAGCAGAAUAUUUUGUACAAAAAAUUACUAAUGAUUCUACUCUACUACAAUCACUGAGGGAAUUGAUCACAAAGGAUAAAUUAUUCAUGGCUAGUUAUAAUUUUGAAGCACAAACCUCAAAUUUCUUAACUUUAAAGAAAGGAGAAGUACUUGAAGUUGUUAAAUAUAAUGAAGAUAGUGAAUGGUGGUAUAUGCAUUCACUUUAUACAGACAAUAAAGGAUAUGUACUAAUUAAUUAUAUAAUACCAAUUCAAGGAAAAUGCUCACCAAUGUAAAAAAUUAAGUUGUUAAAGGAUUUUUUAUUCAUAACAA
Amphimedon queenslandica is the source of this 2406-nucleotide messenger RNA. RefSeq lists its product as uncharacterized. The record is from RefSeq and is a predicted model, not a curated record. Gene Ontology annotation, biological process: signal transduction. The coding region runs from base 45 to 2369 and encodes 774 amino acids. Gene Ontology annotation, molecular function: protein binding. NCBI's taxonomy places the organism in Eukaryota, Metazoa, Porifera, Demospongiae, Haplosclerida, Niphatidae. The transcript has 13 exons.